AUGGCACCCAUCAUCCGCGUCGCCCUCAUCGGGCUCUCAGCCAAGCCGUCGUGGGCCAGCCGCGCCCACUUGCCGUACCUGCUCUCGGACGAGGGCCGCAAGAAGUUUACGAUCGUAGCCCUUCUCAACUCGUCCGUCGAAGCAGCGCGCGCCUCCAUUGCCGCGCACAGCCUACCGGCCGACUCGACCAAAGCCUACGGCGACCCGGCCGCGCUCGCCGCCGACCCCGACGUCGACCUCGUCGUGUGCAACACGCGCGUCGACAGCCACUACAAGACCAUCCGCCCCAGCGUCGCCGCCGGCAAGGCCGUCUACAGCGAGUGGCCGCUGGCGCACAACACGGAGGCGGCGCGCGAGCUCGUCGAGCUCGCCCGCCAGACGUCGGCCAAGUUCGCCAUCGGCCUGCAGGCACGUCUGCACCCCGUCGCCCACACCCUGCGCAGGCUGCUCGACGAAGGCGCCAUCGGCAAGGUCCUCAGCAGUGAGGUGCGCGCGUUCGGUGGGACCAACGACCGCGACCGUAUCCCCACGGGCCUGACCUAUUUCCUCGACCGCGCGGUCGGCGGCAACUUGGUCACCAUUGGGUUUGCGCACAUCUUCGACACGGUGCAAUCCGUCCUCGGCGAGCUCUCUCCUGCCACCGCCCGGGGCGACUUCCACCUGCAGCGGCCCAACGUGACGGUGUUCGACCCAGCAACAGGCGCAACGGUGGGCACGCACCCGUCGCAGGUGCCGGACCUGUUCUACGUGUCGGGCAAGUUCGCGCCGGGCCCACUCAUCGCAGCCCAAGGCGCACCACUGCACUUUCGCCUUCGGCGCGGCCAGCCCUUUCCCGGGGACCCCGGGCUGGUGUGGACGAUCGCCGGCGAGGCGGGUGAGAUCCGGCUCUCGGCGCCGGGGGCGGGCGCGCUGCAGAUCGGCACCGACGAGGACCCGCCCGUCAUCGAGCUGAACCGUUUCGCCGCGGGCAGCGCGGUCGAGAAGGUCGCGUGGGAGUGGCCGAAAGCGCUCAGCGCGCUCGACACGGUCGCUAGCCGAGGUGUUGGUGCUGUUUAUGACGAGAUUGCUUUUGCAGAAGGUGUUGCGGGCGGCGAGGGACGCGACCACCUGUACCCGCACGCCACGUUUGACGACGCGCUCAGGAGGCACGAGCAGCUUGAUGCGUUGUUGGGGGACUGGAAGGCGUGA
This is a messenger RNA of Lasiosphaeria miniovina, 1188 nucleotides long. RefSeq lists its product as uncharacterized. The record is from RefSeq and is a predicted model, not a curated record. Lineage: Eukaryota; Fungi; Ascomycota; Sordariomycetes; Sordariales; Lasiosphaeriaceae. Bases 1 to 1188 code for a protein of 395 amino acids. The transcript has 2 exons. Gene Ontology annotation, molecular function: nucleotide binding.